AUGGCGAUUGAUGUGGACAAAGAUGACAAGGUUGGCUGUGCUUACUAUAUUGCCAUGGACGAAACACUGGUGCUUGAGGAGGACAUCCCCAUGGGGGGGAUUGAAGCUGUCGACACACUUCUACUCCAUGUUCAACCAACCUCGGUUAUCAUACCGAACAGAGCACCCGGCGAUUUGAUCGAGCUGCUUGAGCGGGAUGCGCACCGGUUUGACGAUAAUGAGGGUUCAUGCAGCGGGCAAGGGGCAUACGUUCUACGACACAUCGUUUCCGCCCAGUUCGACUAUGAAGCUGGAAGGGAAGCGCUAGCGAAGGCUGACCAGGGGCCAUCAAGACCUGACCCUAUCGAAGUCCUGGCGUUGGAGGAGGAGCCCGUGCAGUCUAUUGGCUCUUCUGUCCAUAACAAGCUCAUGCGUCUUUCCGAGAAGAUCAAUCUCGAGAGCUGCCUGUCGAUCGGCUGCGCCGGGGCAGUCCUGAUCGAUCUUGAACGGCGAAGAACUACUGAGGGUGAGGGUCCAUCCUCAGAAGAAGAGGAAAACGGAACAUUCCAGUUCUUGGUGAGAUCCAUCGAGAUGAACACAUCUACAGACACGAUGCUCGUAAACGGAGACUCGUUGAUAUCCCUUCAAAUCUUGCAAUCGGAACUGCACCCUAACCCACAAACACGUUCCUCAAACAGCUCCGAACCUAAAGCAAAGGAGGCCCUUUCCAUCACUGGCCUUCUUCAGGCCUUAGCCUCUAGCGCGCAGGGCAAAAAGAGACUACGACAAAUACUCCUUCGACCAAGCACUAAUAUCGGCCUGAUUCAGGAACGACACAGGAGUAUUGAGACUCUUCUGCACGUCGAUAAUGGGGAGGUUGUGAGGAACAUGCGGAGGCUGCUCAGGAAGCUGAAAAACACCAAAACGUUGCUCCUCCAUGUCAGGAAGGGCGUGGACCGAAUACGGGGCCAGUUAUCCAUCCGAGUUGGGGACUGGAAGGCGUUGCUGAGGUUCGCAAUGGUCUCCGCCCAGUUGAAGCGGUCAGUUCACACACUGAAAGGGGCUUCAGGAAUCGAGAUAUUCGACAGGAUACGCAACGAAGUCGAUGUCAAUCGCUUUCUACAUGUCGGAGAUAUCAUCAUUCGAACCAUUGACUUCCAACUAUCCAAAGAAAGUGGUUACACCGAAAUUCUUUCAGGAGCAAGCGAUUUCCUAGAUGGACUAAGGAGAGAGUUUGCAGAUGUCUGUCGUCUGCUCCCUGAACUGAAGCAGUCCGUGGUGCAGGAGGGUCCGACGGAGGCUGCCGAAUUUAUCCUUCACUGCACAGUCAUGCCACCGUUGGGGUUCCUAGUCGCGGUGAGCCUCGACCCCAACACCGGGGAAGGGGUGUACCAUGGCCAGCAUCACCCCGAGGGUGAGUGGAUGAUGUGUUUUAUAAGCGACGAUAUGGUAUUCUACAAAAAUCAACUCAUGCUAGAUCUCGACUCGCAGUAUGGCGAUCUGCCCUCUCGCAUUGCCGAUGAGGAGAUUGAGGUGAUGAUGGCGCUCUCUACGGCAGUUUUAGAGCACGAAGGGGCGAUUCUCAGCGCAUCUGAACUUUUCGGAGAACUCGACAGCAUGCUUGCACUCGCCUUGGCCGCGGACAAGUACAACUGGGUGGCUCCUACAAUGACUUCCUCAAACGUGAUUGAUAUUGUUGGCGGGCGCCACCCACUUCAAGAACUACUCGUACCAUCGUACAUCCCCAACGACACUACAAUAGCCGGCGGUGAGGGCACUGGACGCUCAAAAGAAGCCAGGGGCCUAGCUCCGUCUAUGCUCAUACUGACUGGGCCAAAUAACUCGGGCAAGAGCGUCUAUAUGAGACAAGUUGCGCUCAUCGUAUACCUGGCACAUACCGGUAGCUAUGUUCCCGCCACUCGUGCGACAAUCGGGGUCACCGACCGGAUUCUCACUCGCAUUGCCACGAGAGAGACGGUUGUCAAUGACGAGAGUGCCUUCUUGGUGGACUUGAAGCAAGCAGCGUUCUCAAUGAACUUUGCAACGCGCCGGAGCCUGCUUCUAAUUGACGAGUUCGGAAAAGGCACGACGGCGGAGAGCGGCUCAGCUCUUUUUACGGCCUACCUCACAUACCUUCUCGAUCUGGGCGUAGAGCGGCCCAAGGUGAUCGGCGGAACACAUUUUCACGAAGUUUUCAACAAUGGCCUCCUUCGACCUGGAAAGGAUGUCGCCUUUGCCCAUAUGGAUGUUCACCUCGACCCAGACGCCGAAGACCCAGAUGAACGAAUCACUUUCCUCUACCACCUGCUGCCUGGGCGGGGCACGUCAAGCCUGGGCGUAUUAUGCGCGGCAACGAAUGAUGUCCCGAGAGAUGUCAUCGACAGGGCCGAAGCCGUUGUAGCUUUGCAGGACAGGAAUGAGAGCUUGGUGGAGGCCUGCUCUAGCCUGUCCGAGGGGGACAAGCAACAGUUGGAGGAAGCAGAACUCAUUGCGAGAAGAUUUCUGGAGCUGCAGGUACCGAAUUCGGGCCGUGGGCAAGGCGAGGGCGCGAUGGUUCGGGAAAUGCUGCAAGGGAUGCUAACUCUAGAGGAGGUAGGAACGCCGCGUCUAUGA
Messenger RNA from Chaetomium fimeti, 2592 nucleotides. RefSeq names its product muts domain V-domain-containing protein. The coding region runs from base 1 to 2592 and encodes 863 amino acids. Gene Ontology annotation, molecular function: ATP-dependent DNA damage sensor activity; mismatched DNA binding; ATP binding. The record is from RefSeq and is a predicted model, not a curated record. Gene Ontology annotation, cellular component: nucleus. The transcript is spliced from 3 exons. Gene Ontology annotation, biological process: chiasma assembly; mismatch repair. Lineage: Eukaryota; Fungi; Ascomycota; Sordariomycetes; Sordariales; Chaetomiaceae.